Phaeodactylum tricornutum CCAP 1055/1 is the source of this 1485-nucleotide messenger RNA. RefSeq lists its product with no specific name. The coding region runs from base 16 to 1485 and encodes 489 amino acids. The transcript has a single exon. The record is from RefSeq and is a predicted model, not a curated record. Gene Ontology annotation, biological process: lipid metabolic process. Gene Ontology annotation, molecular function: phosphoric diester hydrolase activity. Lineage: Eukaryota; Bacillariophyta; Bacillariophyceae; Surirellales; Neidiaceae.
GUGCAAAAUCUUACCAUGUUGCUCUCCUCGAAGGUCCGUCGAAAGAUCCAUCAAACGGUGGACUGCCCUACAUCGGCCUUGGCCGUCAACUGCUUACAGUUUCCAUGCUGCAUGCCUACGGCGAGCCCUUGGGUUGACUUCCACACCGACGAUGGUGGCGCUGGCAGAGGGCUUUCGUUUUCAACGGCCGACUGGAUGCAGCAGCUCAAGGCUAUGGAUUCCUCGAUCAAGCUUCGUGACCUAGUAAUUCCGGGAACUCAUGAUUCAGCAUCGGUGACGAUCUCGGGAUGGAAGCCGUUUAGUGGAGUCGGACAAACACAAAAUCUUUCGGUUUACGAUCAACUGUGUAGCGGAGCCCGCUACUUGGAUAUUCGAAUGGCUGAUAACUCAGCCCACAACGGAGUCUCCAUUUGGCACGGGUGCUUAGAGGGAUGUCCAUUUGACCAAGUUCUGGAAGAAAUUCAUCAAUUUGCUGACGCACACAAGGGCGAGUUCUUGCUAUUGGAGCUUGUCCCCGAGUACGGGAAAGACUUUUCUCCCCAGAACCGUCUAGCAGCCUUGCAAAAGGUGCACAAGACUUUCGAUUCUUCCAUCAUCCGCGAUUUCUCAUCGUUGCUUGGUAGCUACACUCUCGCUGAUAUAAAGCCAAAUCAGAGUGUCGCCGUCCUUGUUCACCCUCGAUUCUAUAGUGACUUUGCGGUCGACGGCAAAUCAUACCAGCAAGACGAAGUGAAAGAAGCAUUUGGGUUCUUCAAUUCACAUGCUAUUUUCCGCAGUGUUUGGCACAACACUCGGAAUCUUGACAAUCUUCUUGAAGGAAAUCUCCAAGAUGUUCGAAAGCAUGGCGCGAAUAAGGCUCAGUGGCAUGCGGGUCAGUUUUUGCUCACCCCCGGCGUUGGUGGUGCAAGUGACGUGGUUCAAGCUUUAAUUGGUCAAAACAGUUUACGGCCUGUAUCGCAAGCUUGUCGUCUCUAUCAACCCAAGGUGCUGGACACGUUUCUGAGAGACCAUGCAACGGAAUCGUGGAACUGGAUUCUUUUAGACUUUAUCGACUUAUGCCCGGCUACCGUUCAUUUCAUUUUGGCGCUUAACGUCCCCAUCCAAUUGGAGAUAUUUGUGGCGGCAGUAAAGGGCAACGGUCACGUUCAAGAUGUCACGACUAGGAUUAAGACUUUCGUUCAACGAGGUAGGGUUCUCUUCUCCCCUAACUUGAUGAACGAUCUCCAGGUGGGUCCGUUGCUUUCUUCCUUGACUGUUGCUUACAGGCUCGGUGAAGAAUUUCGUGUCGUUACAAUUUCAAUUGAGAUUGAUACGAUGCUAUUGAUUAGUGCCUUGGGCACUAGUCAAUGCGACAGCAACGUUAUCGUUCCUUCGAACAAGGAAGGCUACGUUGGUGGAAGAGGCCUCACACAGUCGGCGCAGGAGGCAAUUGUCAAGUAUGAGUACAAGAAUAAAUUGUGCGAAUUCGAGCUUGUUGCACAGUGA